Centropristis striata (black sea bass) is the source of this 2920-nucleotide messenger RNA. Its product is annotated as sal-like protein 1. Lineage: Eukaryota; Metazoa; Chordata; Actinopteri; Perciformes; Serranidae. The record is from RefSeq and is a predicted model, not a curated record. Gene Ontology annotation, molecular function: RNA polymerase II cis-regulatory region sequence-specific DNA binding; DNA-binding transcription factor activity, RNA polymerase II-specific. Bases 525 to 2894 code for a protein of 789 amino acids. The transcript has 4 exons. Gene Ontology annotation, biological process: regulation of transcription by RNA polymerase II.
UCAACAAUAUUAAAAUUAUGACAAGGAAAAAACAUGUUAUUCAGGAAAUCCAGUUUUAUAUCUUUUUUAGUGUUUAGUUUGAGUCGUUAAAUUCGCAUAAAAAUCCAGUGAAAUUGAGUGUAACUGAUUUCAUUUAUUUAUGUUAAGUGUGCCAUAUAAAAAUGUGUUUACAAUUAAUUCAGUGUCAAAUGUUUGCUGAUCGAAAAUCUGAUUUGCUGAUGAUUAUGAUGACGUUUCAGGACUGGCUGGCUAUAUGCGUUGCGCCUCUCUGCCUGUUUUUACGGUAUUUAUGUCAUCACUUCCGUAAAACGAGAACUUGUGUUUCUUUGUAUCAAUUAGCUGCAGCUAGCUGAAAGCGGUACACCGUUAAACCAACACGGAGCUAACCGGACAGCUGUAGUUUGUACACAGUCAGCAGCUUCAGCUAUGGCUUGUUUCAGUUAAGCGAGGAUGACCGAGUUACAGCCACUUUUCUCGCUUUAAAGUUUCGACUUCCUGCCACUUUGUGUGUGUGUUUUUUAACAAUGCUGAGCAGUGUUGCUCUGCGGGCUCAGAUUGCCUCCAUAAUCGACGUCCUGUCCAAAGCAGCCGUGGCAGAGAUCGCCAAAGUUGUGGAGGAUGGCAUGGUGGUGCUGCGGCUGGAAAUGUGUCAGCGUGAAACCGAGAUCAAGAAGCUGAAGAGCAACAUCGAGGUGCUGCACAACGAGCUGCGGUCUCUGCAGGAAAGAGUGACCCUGCGACCCGACAGCCAUGGGAGAGCUGACGGUCAGAGUGGUGUUGGCGAUGAGAGGACCUCGCUUGAAAAGGGGCACGCUGAAAAAGACCUAAACAUCGUGUCUGUACCUGAGGUGCAGGUGAAAUGUGAACCAGUGGAAGAAGGAAGAGGACAACCGGAGCAGCUGGGAGAAGAGCCAGCCUUGUUUGAGAAGGACGGUGCUCAGUGGAGACCGACAACACAGACGGGACGCAACAACUCAGAUUAUUUAAAUUUAGGUCAGAACUCCUUGUCGGGUCUCCCUGAGACUUCUCUGGACUCCGGACCGGCCGUGCCCUGCAGCGUCCCCGGUGGGUUUCAGCAGAGCCCGUUCAGCCGCGGGUACAGUCCGUUCCGUAACUCGUACCAUGCGGUGCGGAGGAGGACGGUGAAGAGGUUAAUGUUCAAGAAAGGUUACAUCUGUCCGUACUGUGGUAAAUGCUUUGAGCGCUCCGGGCACCUGGAGAGGCACAAAAUGAUUCACACCGGUGAGAGACCGUAUCGCUGCGAGAUUUGUGGGAGACGCUUCAACCAGAACUGCAGCCUAAAGGAGCACAUGAAGAUUCACAGGAGAUGUAUCGAGCCCAAACCUCUUGAGGUCAAAGUGGGCGAACAGAAGCAGCUUCCUGAGGUGAAUCCAUGCACCGAGACGCUUCGCCCCGAGGAGGAGAGCCAGGUGAAAGCUGACGCUGUCCUACCAAAGAAGGAGGACAUUCCCACAGCACCUGUCCACGUCAAAUCUGAGCCUGCAGAGGAGAAUAUAGCACAAACAGCUUUUCAAGGAGGAAACGAGCAAACGAGGGACGGAGGAGACAACCUCGGUGAGAACUUUGCAACAUUUGAGCGAGACAGCCAGCAGUGGGUGUCUCGCUUACAAGGACAAAACAACACGGAGAUCAGCGGGACAGAUUAUCUUGGCAGCUCGGCGCAGAGUAUGGUGUCCUUCCCGGGGAUGGCUCAGUUGCUGCCGCUACCAGUCGAAGCUUCUUGUAGCACAUUCUCCUUCCCGGGGAAACCAUACGUGGAACUGAAGAACAGCAUGGUCUCCCAAACGCCUUACGGAUCCUCAGACACACUCAUGAUGUCAAGUGAAGCAGGUUUACACGGUAUGACUGGAGCCACGCUGUAUCCCCGCUGGCAGAGAGGAAGCAGGUCUUUUCAGGUCAUCAAACCAAAGAAAUCCUUCAUCUGCUCGUACUGCGGCAAGAUCUUCGAGCGCGCCGGCCACCUUGAGAGACAUUUACGAAUUCACACCGGGGAGAAGCCGUACGGUUGUCAUAUCUGCGGCAGGUGCUUCAAUCAGAAAAGUAGCCUCAAGGGCCACAUGAAAACACACAGAAAUGGUGAGAACACAGACGUACUGGAGGCACAUCACCUGAUGUUUACAAUCCCUGAUAAUCAGUCGUUAAAGAACCUGGCAGAACCCAAGACCGGCCUGGCGGCUUUAGAGGACCAGUUGGGCGCUGCGUACGGCGAGGCGGUCGGUGAGCACACAGUGAUGGUGAAGCUGGAGCCAAACGGGGAGGAUUUUCAGACUCCAAGUCAGGCGGGGAAUGAUAACCGCACAGCAGCACCAGACCAAAGUCAGCUGUGGACAUCUGGGUUAGAGAAGAGUGGUAAUACGGAACAAACUGUCUGCGUACUUUUACAGGACGUCAAGUAUCACCUCGGUCCUGCUGCUGGAGGAGCCGAUGAGCAGCAGGGAUACACAUCACCCACCAUAAGGGAUCUGCCUUUUCUGGACGACAAAGAAAAGGAAGAAAUGAUGCACAAUGAUCAGUAUUCAAUGAUGGGGAUGCAAUCAAGUAGCUGUGAUAUGACUGUAGCGCCUGAGCUGCAGGAUCAACCAGAGGUGGCUGUGAGUGAGUACACAGCGGUUAGUGACAGGACUCACGAGGGAGAUGUGUUUGAAUUUAAUAUGACCGCCUCGGGCAACCACGCGGACGACCUCGGCGGGGACGCCACCAGGCAUAAUUGCUUUAUAUGCUCAACUUGUAGACAGAGCUUUGAUAGUUUCAGUUUAUUCGAGAGGCACCAGUGUAAAAAUAUCACAGAGCAGUCGUUCAGCUGUGAGAUAUGUGGGAAGAGUUUUAAUCAGAUGAGCAUCCUGAAGCUGCACCUUAAACUGCAUGUAGAGUGAAGUCAGACUCUACACCAGGGGUGUCA